Gaeumannomyces tritici R3-111a-1 is the source of this 2343-nucleotide messenger RNA. Its product is annotated as bifunctional purine biosynthesis protein ADE17. Gene Ontology annotation, molecular function: phosphoribosylaminoimidazolecarboxamide formyltransferase activity; IMP cyclohydrolase activity. The record is from RefSeq and is a predicted model, not a curated record. The transcript is spliced from 3 exons. The coding region runs from base 201 to 2006 and encodes 601 amino acids. Gene Ontology annotation, cellular component: cytosol. NCBI's taxonomy places the organism in Eukaryota, Fungi, Ascomycota, Sordariomycetes, Magnaporthales, Magnaporthaceae. Gene Ontology annotation, biological process: 'de novo' IMP biosynthetic process.
UCCGGCCGCCCAAAAAAAAAAAAAAAAAAAAAAAAAGACUCCGAUUCUAGUCCGAUUCUAGCGACCCACCCCGCGCCCCCUCUAUGGGCUUGUGCUCUUCCCACCCUCCUCCUCUGCCUCUUGACUGAGACAGACAGCCCUUCUGGACCAAGCACACCCGGAUAUAUCAUAUAUCUCGUAUCUGCAGCCAGGAACCAACGAUGGGGGCACCACAGCGCAUUGCCAUUGUGUCGGUCUACGACAAGACGGGCCUGCUGGACCUGGCCAAGGGCCUCGUCAAGAAUGACGUCCGCAUCCUUGCCUCUGGCGGCACCGCCAAGAUGAUCCGGGAGUCUGGGUUCGCCGUUGAGGAUAUCUCGGCCAUCACCAAGGCCCCCGAGAUGCUCGCCGGCCGCGUCAAGACGCUGCACCCGGCCGUGCACGCCGGCAUCCUGGCGCGCAACCUAGCGUCGGACGAGAAGGACCUGGCCGAGCAGAGCAUCGACAAGGUCGACUACGUCGUCUGCAACCUGUACCCCUUCAAGGACACGGUCGCCAAGGUCAACGUGACGGUGCCCGAGGCCGUCGAGGAGAUCGACAUCGGCGGCGUCACCCUCAUCCGCGCCGCCGCCAAGAACCACUCGCGCGUCACCAUACUCAGCGACCCCAACGACUACGCUGAGUUCCUCAAGGAGCUCGACGCCGGCGAGAUCAAGGAGUCGAGCCGUAAGCUCUACGCCCUCAAGGCCUUUGAGCACACGGCCGACUACGACGCCGCCAUCUCCGACUUCUUCCGCCGCCAGUACGCCUCGGACGGCCUGCAGCACCUGGCGCUGCGCUACGGCGCCAACCCCCACCAGAAGCCCGCGGCCGCCUACACCAAGGGGGGUAAGCUACCCUUCAAGGUCCUCUGCGGCUCCCCGGGCUACAUCAACCUACUCGACGCGCUCAACGCCUGGCCGCUCGUCAAGGAGCUCAAGGAGGCCCUCGGCAAGCCCGCCGCCGCGAGCUUCAAGCACGUCUCGCCCGCCGGCGCCGCCAUCGGCACCCCGCUCAGCGAGAACGAGAAGAAGGUCUACAUGGUGGAGGGCAUCGAGGGCAUCGACUCGUCGGGCCUGGCCCAGGCCUACGCCCGCGCCCGCGGCGCCGACCGUAUGAGCUCCUUUGGCGACAUGAUCGCGCUGAGCGACGUGGUCGACGAGCCCACGGCCAAGAUCAUCUCGCGGGAGGUGUCGGACGGCAUCAUCGCUCCCGGCUACGACGCAGCCGCCCUGGCCAUCCUGAGCAAGAAGAAGGGCGGCCGCUACCUGGUGCUCGAGAUGGACCCCGAGUACGAGCCGGCGGCGCGCGAACAGCGCACCGUCUACGGCGUCGGCCUGUCGCAGCACCGCAACGACGCAAAGGUCUCGCCCGCCUCGUUCGGCACCGUCAUCACGCCCAAGGACUCGCCCGCCGCCGCCGCCGCCGCCCCGCUGCCCGAGAGCGCGCUGCGCGACCUGACCGUCGCCACCAUCGCGCUCAAGUACACGCAGAGCAACUCGGUGUGCUACGCCGCAGGCGGCAUGGUCGUCGGCCUCGGCGCCGGCCAGCAGUCGCGCAUCCACUGCACCCGCCUCGCCGGCGACAAGGCCGACAACUGGUGGCUGCGCUUCCACCCGCGCGUCCUGGGCGCAAAGUGGCGCCAGGGCGCCAAGCGGCCCGAGAAGAGCAACGCCAUCGACCUGCUCGUCAGCGGCCAGCUGCCCAAGGGCGGCGCCGAGAGGGACGCCUUCGAGGUCCUGUUCGACGAGGUCCCCGCCGCCUUCACCGAGGCCGAGAGGGACGAGUGGCUCGGCAAGCUGACCAACGUCGCCAUCUCGAGUGACGCCUUUUUCCCCUUCGCCGACAACGUCUUCAGGGCUGCUCGCUCGGGUGUAAAGUACAUGGCCGCGCCUACUGGAAGCCAGAACGACGGCAUCGUCUUCGAGACGGCCGAGAAGCUGGGAAUCACCUUCGUGGAGCAGAGCACUCGCCUCUUCCACCACUAAGCUCCUUUGUAUAGUUCUUUUUUUUUUUUCAGCCAGGCAAACGCAAGCCACAAAUCUUGGAGAGUAUAUAUAAUCCACCCACGAUGCUUUUGGCCCCAACUCUGUUGUCAGGCAUGUCUAAAACGGCCAGAGACGGAGGAAAGGGGAGAGCGAGAAACAAGGAAAAAAGAAAAUGCUCAGAAUAAAAAAUUAAAAAGAUUGCACUGUGGCUGUACGACAGCUUCAGAGCAGCCCACAGCGGCACAAAGCGGGACACAGUAGCACCAACACCGUGUGGGUGCACGGGCGGGCCCAUCCAAUGCAUCUGAUAUCAUGUACGCCACACCGUUCCCUUCCA